Messenger RNA from Cuscuta epithymum, 1332 nucleotides. The record is from the annotation of a GenBank genome assembly. Lineage: Eukaryota; Viridiplantae; Streptophyta; Magnoliopsida; Solanales; Convolvulaceae.
CAAGAACUUAGUUAAUUAUCUCCUAUAAAUAAAAUAAAUCCUGAUCUAGUAGCAGGGGGCUGAGCAGACUUGAAGAAGCUAAUAUAAGAUAUGGGUGAUAGAGUUAUGGCGGCUUCAUCGGGAUUGCUUCUUUUGCUUACGGCCGCCAUUGCUGCAGUUAGGGCGGCGCAGGAAGGGGCCUACGGGCCCUCCCCUGACGACGAUAUAAUGAAGGGGCUGAAGAGGAGUGUGAUCUUCAAGCCUGAUUCGGGGGAGAACUGGACUGACACCUAUCCGUGCAACUGGAUAUCUAGUGUGGACUGCAACAAGGAUCACAGUGGGACUCUCCGGGUUACAAUGAUCCGCUUUUGGGGAAUGCUCGAUGGCGGGACGCUGCCGGCCAAUCUAGAAAGCCUGACCGAGUUGGAGGAAUUCGAUGGGUCGUCGAACAACCUCGCCGGGGAGAUUCCCAACUUUGCCGACUCGGUCAGUUAUCUCGGACUUGGCGAUAACCAGUUCACUUCAAUCUCGCCCGGUCUGUUCCACUCCAAGCCCAACCUGAGCGAGGUUGAACUGUCCCACAACGCUCGGCUCGCCCCGUGGGAGAUCCCUCCGGCUCUGAACAACAUAGUAACUUAUGUUCAAUUUUUAAACAUGUGCUACUCUGACAUUACACUGUAGUAACUUUUAGUCAUAUUUGUGUAAAUAAAUUUUAUUUUAGUAAUAUUUUUGGAAAAAACUCAAUAACAUUGGUGGCUCUGAACAACUCUUCGAACCUCCGAUAUUUCCGUGCCGCCUGUUGCAACAUUGGUGGCCACAUGCUAGACUACUUCAACAAAGACACUUUCCCCAACUUAGACACCCUUGACUUGAGCAACAACCACUUAUCCGGGGAUAUACCCGACUUAUCUGACCUCCAAUACUUGGACACGCUGGAUCUUUCUCAUAAUCAGCUGUCUGGCAUUAUCCCUCCAUCCCUUGCAGCUUUGCCCGACCUUACUAAAGUGGAUGUUUCUUAUAAUAAUCUUACGGGCACUGUCCCUGAAUUUCCAUCUAAUGUGACAGUGAAUACAUGUGGGAAUCCCCAUUUAUCCGACGGAAGAUCAGGGGCGCCAUGCAUGUAAGGGAUCGGAGGGCUCAGCAUGCAAUAAUGAUGGUGUUUGUUUCAAAGGUUUCUUACCUUGAAUUGAUCGCACUUAUUCAUCAUUUUUACCCAUUCCAUCUCAUAUACGAACUAUGUCUUGUUUUCCAUACUUAUUACUAAGUAUUAAUUAUUAUCUGUUUUAAAUCAAAGUGACGGGAUAAAUUAAAGAGCUACCCUAUUUGUAAUGGUGCUUUUAAUACCAUACGUAG